Molecule: messenger RNA, 2118 nt
Organism: Cuscuta campestris
Lineage: Eukaryota; Viridiplantae; Streptophyta; Magnoliopsida; Solanales; Convolvulaceae
Source: the annotation of a GenBank genome assembly
CCGAUCGGUCCUGGGAAGGAUGGUUCAUCGUUUUUGUGUGUUCUUCUGGAGUAGCCUGGGUGUGUACUACCUCCUACCUAAAACGGCAAUUUGCAUCUUUUCUCGCAAAAGCAUUGUGGACAAAGAAAUGCCAUUUCCAGACGGAGUAUUUAUUUCCUCUAUUGAUGUUUGUACGAUUCCAUCUUGUCCUAGCCCGAAUACAGCCCAAUUUUUGAAUUGGCGGAGCUCCUACAUUGGCUACUCCUAAAAUGGAGCCUUUGAUCAACAAGGAAACGUGUCUGUGAAGAACAUUUUCAGCAGCGCCCGAGUCUCUCUCAUGACCAAACCACGCCCCUAUGUUUCUCCCUCUACGGGAACUCACCUGGCCCCUAGACCCUCCACUAUGAAACGAACAAAUCCGAUGACAAAGGCGGAAUGGAAGAAAUCUGCAGCUUAUUCAUACGUUAUGGGUAAGGCAAAGGCCAUUCAAGCCAGUCUGGACACAAGAUAUCCAAGCUUCAUUAAAAUUCUACUCAGUUCCCAUGCUAAAUUUGAUGUCCUGAGUUUUCCAGUGGAUUUUCGUAGAUACUAUUUACGUAAUGAUGAUGUAAUAACACUGGUCGGCGAAGAUGGUAUGAGGUUUCCAGUCGUUUACCAGGCAAAUCUAGGACUUCGUGGUGGAUGGAAAGACUUCUUUGCUGCAUAUAACUUGCAAGUGGGUGAUGCACUUGUUUGCCACUUAGUAAAAAAAGAUGAACUCCAGGUUUACAGUGUGAGUGUGAACAAUUUGGAUCAUGGUGCACAAGAACAAUCAGGAAUAGAAGAGAGGGAUGGGGAAGUCGCAUGCCAAGAGAGUACAUCACAUGUUCAUGAAAACCUUGUCGAGGAUCAUGAGUUAGGUGAUGAAGAGUUCAUUUUCGACAAUGGUAAGGACAGCUGUUCUUACAUUGAUAAAGAGGGUGAACUUGCAGAAAACAUCGCAGGAGAAUGCAGUUCACCGGAACCAUUUGUGGACUUGAAGAAUUUCAAAAUUGUGGUAAACGGUUGCCUUGUUGACCCAUUGAUCUCUGUCUCAGCCCGUGUAAAGUAUUAUGAGCUAUGCUUGGCUAGGAACUCAUAUCUACACAGUGAACUGAGAAGCAACCACCAGCUAGCCACUGGAAUCAUACUGGAAACUGUCCGCAUUGUUGAUGCCAUCAAAGCAUGUUGCCUUUCCACCUCCCAGAGCAACAUCAAAGAAUGGGAAACAAAUUUGGAAGGAUUUAAGCUCUUGGGAAUGGAUGUUGGUUUUUUGCUUGACCGAGCCAAGAAGCUCUUACGGCUUGCUGCUGAGUAUCAAGAGAGUGGAGAAGCAAAGAGGUAUUAUGAAGCUACAAAGAAAGAAAAACAUUUGGAUGAGGAAAUAGCAUCUGUGGAAACAAAGCUGAUGGAGCUAAAGCAGGCUAGGGCCACCCUUCAUUCUGAAAGAGAAGUUCUUGAGGCCCAUUUCAAGAAGCUGAGGUUGACGUUCCAAGAGACAGCGAAGAUGGCUUGGUGAUCUUCACCGGAUCUUGGUGGCUAUGUGUCGUCUGUUUCAUGUGCUAUUGUGCUAAGGAAGGAACUGGGAAAAAACUUCUAGUGUUGAGGGUUUGGCUUGUGCUCAUUGUGGGGUCAGUUUGAUGGGAGCAAUGAAUUGAAGUGUCUGUUGAGGAAUGAGAUGUCUUUAUUCUCGUCAACUUCAAUGUCAUUAUUAUUCUCGUUACCAUCACUAUAAUCGUCCUCAUCAUCGUAAUGUGUUUGAUUAUAUUAACCAUGUUCGACACUAUGAUCAAAAUCGUAAAUUGGUCCUAUGUUUUCUAAAACCAUUUGCUCAAAAUUAGACUCAGGUAGAUUUGUUGACUUAUUUUCUAGUCCCUCCAUUUGUAUGUUAGACGUCUCUCCACGAAAAAAAUUAGUUUUGCUUCCUAACCUUUCACCAUGACAAUACCAAGUCUCAUAAUCCUCCAUGAAACCAUUCUUUCGCAAAUGCUUGUCAAUUUUUGUUGAAGCCCAAACAAAUCUUAACCGACACUUCUUACAUGGACACUUUACCAUAUCUUGGUUAUCUGCAAAUGCCACUUUAAUAAACUCCUCCACACCGUAUAAAAAUUCUGGAUUAAU